Molecule: messenger RNA, 1888 nt
Organism: Westerdykella ornata
Lineage: Eukaryota; Fungi; Ascomycota; Dothideomycetes; Pleosporales; Sporormiaceae
Product: MFS general substrate transporter
Exons: 7
Coding region: 1-1482 (493 amino acids)
Biological process (GO): transmembrane transport
Cellular component (GO): membrane
Molecular function (GO): transmembrane transporter activity
Source: RefSeq, a predicted model, not a curated record
AUGGCUUCCCAUCCAGAGAACCUCUCGGCGGUGGAGAAGGCCGAAGUGGUCGAGGUUGAGAAGAUCGCUGUUAUGGAUACAGGACACCUAGAAUCCUCCAACGCCAGUGAGCUAGAUGAAUCGAUCAAGAAGCAAGAAGCGAGGACAACGCGGAAAGUGGACUUCCGACUCGUCCCCAUUCUCGGCGCGUGCUACGCCAUCAGCGCCAUUGAUCGUAUCAACAUCUCGGCCGCUCUCAUCGCCGGCAUGGACAAAGAACUUGGGUUCAAAAUCGGCGACCGCUACUCCAUCGCCCUGCUCAUGUUCUUCAUCACAUACUUCCUCUUCGAGAUCCCGAGUAACAUUGUGCUGCGGAAGGUCGGCGCUGCAAAUUGGCUCUCUUUCAUUUGCUUCGCGUGGGGCGUCGUCAUCCUAGGUGCCGGCUUCACCCACCACUGGUGGGAAGUCGUCAUCCUCCGAGCCGUCCUCGGCCUCUUCGAAGCCGGCUUCUUCCCCGGCUGCGUCUACCUCAUCUCCUGCUGGUAUACACGCUACGAGGUCCAAAAACGCCUCGCCUUCUUCUACGCCAUCAACAUCCUCGCCAACGCCUUCGGCUCCAUCCUCGCCUACGGCAUCAUGGGCCUCAGCGGCAAAGCAGGAUACCUGGGUUGGCGCUGGAUCUUCAUCAUCGAAGGCCUCAUGACCGUCUCCCUGGCCCUCCUCGGUCGCCUCCUCAUUGUCGAUUUCCCAGAUAAAGUGCACGAGUCGCGCAUGCCGUUCCUGAAACCCCACGAGGUGAAGCUCGUGCAGGAGAAACUGGAUCGAGACCGUCAGGAUGCAGAGUUCGACAAGUUGACGUGGGAGAAGUUUGUCGAUGCGCUGAAGCGGUGGGAGUUGUGGUUUUUUUCGAUGCAAUUCUUCGCCGUCACCACCAUCGUCUACGCCCUCGCCUUCUUCAUCCCCAUCAUCCUCGCCGGCAUGGGCCACACCACAAAAAUGGUCUUCCUGCUGAGCGCCCCGCCCGCCUGCGCCGCCGUCCCCUACGUCCUGCUCAUCAGCUGGGUCGCCGACCGAACAAAAAUGCGCUCCCCCUGGAUCAUGCUGCAGGCCGCGCUCGGCGUCGCGGGCCUCAUGAUCGUCGCGUACGCGAGGAAUAACGGGGUCAGGUACUUUGGCAUCUUCGUGGGGCUCAUGGCGGCGAAUAGUAAUAUCCCGAGUUCGUUGGCGUGGCAGGCGAAUAAUAUCCGCGGCCAGAGUUUGAGGAUGGUCGCGUCAGGACUGCAAGUCGCCUUCGGCGCCAUCGGCGGCAUCUUCGCCUCGACCACCUUCAUGCAGCACGAGGCGCCGACGUAUCGCACGGGACUGUGGGCCGUGACGGGGUGCCAGCUGUUCAUCCUCGUCGGGUCGGCGCUCAUGGUGCUGCAUUAUAGGAGGAGGAAUGCGCGGGCGGAGAGGGGCGAGGUGGUGCUCGAGGGGUUGGUGGGGUUUCGGUAUACGUAUUAGCUUUAGCUUUAGUAGGCGGAAUGGGUAUUGGGAACUGGGGUGUUGGCUAACUUUUUGAUGUUUGAUGAUGGAUGGAAUGGGCAUAUAGUCUGGUACUGCUCUGCUCUGGGAGGACGAGACAGAGUGCAGAGUGCCGAGGGGAUUGGAUAGUGACGAACCUUGAUGAUAUCCAACACGCUUGUAAAUGCACACAUGGGAUUUUGUAAACCCUCGCUUUUUGUCGUCGUCCAAGUCGUUGAAACCUUAAAUUGACGUUUCCCGGACAAUCCCCGAAAACAGGCUGUCAUCGGAUUUGCGGAAAGGAGCCUAUGCAUCCCGCCUCCUCCAACAAGAGAUAUACUUGCAAAACCACACUCGAGAUUGGUACUCGAGUAAUCAGGCUAAAGGGACUGCGGGAAGGUGGUAU